Messenger RNA from Ichthyophthirius multifiliis, 1368 nucleotides. RefSeq lists its product as hypothetical. Gene Ontology annotation, cellular component: cAMP-dependent protein kinase complex. Gene Ontology annotation, biological process: regulation of protein phosphorylation. The transcript has 5 exons. Gene Ontology annotation, molecular function: cAMP-dependent protein kinase regulator activity. NCBI's taxonomy places the organism in Eukaryota, Ciliophora, Oligohymenophorea, Hymenostomatida. The record is from RefSeq and is a predicted model, not a curated record.
CAUAAAAAACUUUUAUAAUAUAACAAUAAAAAAUAAUAAAAAUGAACAAUGAAAAAUUAGAAUAAUUGUAAAAAUACAAAAAUUAAAUAAAUCCUGUAUUUGAGAAAUUAAUUUUAGAUUUAAUAAAAGAAAUGCCUCAAGAUCAUGUAAGAGAAAUAUAAAUAAAAACUUAAAAAAAAAAAAAAAAAGAUUAAAUUUAUCAUUGAUUGGUUGGAAUCAAAAGGAAAAUAAUAAGACCUUGAAAUAUAAAAAUAACCAAUAAAAAUUUUUAAACAAUUAGAAGAAGAAGAAGAAAAUUAUCAUUAAUAAUUUUUUUCCCCAAAAGGUAAACCUGCAAUUCAAGAUUUAUUACAUAAAUCCGAUGAUGAAGAAGAUGAUGAAGAAGAGUUAUUUGACGAAACUUAAAUAAAAAGAUAAGCAAGUUAAAAACCCGUAAAAAAUAUGCGAACCAGUGUCAGUGCUGAAGUAUAUGGAAAUUUUAAUUAGAAGAAGUCCUAUUUUGCAAAAGUAAUAUAAAAAGAUUAAGAUUCAAAAAAACGAAUUGAACACAGGUUAAUGCAAGCAUUUAUGUUUUCUGCUUUGGAUGAGAAAGAAAGAGAAAUAGUUAUAAAUGCAAUGGAAGAAGUACGUUUUGCGGCCGGAGAAUGGGUAAUAAAACAAGGGGAGGAUGGAGAUAAUUUAUAUGUUGUAGAUUCAGGAGAGUUAGAUUGUUUUAAAAAGUUUAAUAAAAAUUCAGAUGAAAACACUUAUUUAAAAACAUAUAAACCAGGUGAAGCUUUUGGAGAAUUAGCUUUACUUUAUAAUGCACCAAGGGCAGCUUCUAUAUAGGCUAAAGUAGAUAGCUUGUUAUUUAGAUUAGAUAGGGAAUGCUUUAAUAAUAUUGUUAAAGAUUCUACAUUUAAGAAAAGAGAAAGAAUGGAAUAUACUUUGAAAAAAGUUCAACUUUUGGAAUGUAUGGAUCCUUAUGAAUUAACUAAUUUAUGUGAUGGUAUGAAAGACAUUAAAUAUAAAGCUGGUGAAUAUAUUAUUAGAGAAGGAGAAGUUGGAAAUAAUUUUUAUAUUGUGGAAAGUGGAAAUUUAAAAGCUUCAAAAACUGACAAAAAUGGAAAAGAAGAGACUGUUUAUGAAUAUAAAGAAGGUGACUACUUUGGUGAAUUGGCUCUUGUCAAUAAUGUUCCAAGAUAGGCUAAUGUUAUUGCACUAGAUGAUUGUAAAUUACUUUAUUUAGACAGUGAUAGCUUUAAAAGAUUAUUGGGGCCUAUAGAGGGUAUUCUUUAGAGGAAUUAAGAAAGAUAUUAGAAAUAUGUUAGAAAAGACAAUUGAAUUGAUAAUAUUUAAAAAUUUAAUAUUUUACUAUUAUUACUUUAU